UACAUUAUCUGGCAAUCCAAAUCAACCACAGUCACUUGCUUCUAGGCGCUCCUCCUCCCCCAACCACAAGGAAAGAAGAAAGAAAGCUUUGGGCACACAAGUGAGCUAGCCAUGGCCUCAGCGACCUUCCUUGAGGUGAUCCUCGCCAUCAUCCUGCCGCCCGUCGGCGUCUUCCUCCGCUACGGCCUCGCCGUGGAGUUCUGGAUCUGUCUCUUGCUCACCAUUCUCGGGUACAUUCCUGGGAUCAUCUACGCAGUGUACGUGCUGGUGGCGUAAGCUUGGUGGGAGCGAACGACCGUCCAAGAGGACAUGAUGUUCUCUCUGGGUUAAGAGAGCUUGAGUUCAUCUGUAUGUAUUGAAUAUUGUGUUUUUUUUUUCGGAACUCAGUGUUGUGGAUUGUGUGAUGUCAAGAGUGUAGUUCCGGAGGGCUUUUUCUAGCCAAAGGUAUUCAUGGAUUGCAGUACAUAUAUGAUCUUAAAUUUGAAGUA
Messenger RNA from Lolium perenne, 488 nucleotides. Its product is annotated as low temperature-induced protein lt101.2. Lineage: Eukaryota; Viridiplantae; Streptophyta; Magnoliopsida; Poales; Poaceae. Gene Ontology annotation, cellular component: membrane. The record is from RefSeq and is a predicted model, not a curated record.